AUGAAGAUUCUCGCUGUACUCUACGACGGUCAUGAAGCUGCUCGUCAGGAGCCUCGUCUCCUCGGCACGACUGAAAACAAGCUUGGCAUCAAAGAGUGGUUGGAGAGCUUGGGGCAUGAAUACAUCGUAACGAGCGAUAAAGAGGGCCCCAACAGUGCUUUCCAAAAGCAUAUUGUUGAUGCCGAGGUCCUCAUUACCACACCCUUCCACCCUGGUUAUCUCACGAGGGAGGUUAUGGAGAAGGCGAAGAACCUAAAAAUCUGCGUGACAGCGGGAGUCGGUUCGGACCACAUCGACCUCAAUACCGCCGUCGGAAAGGGUGUCGAGGUCUUGGAAGUCACUGGGUCGAACGUUGUUUCAGUCGCCGAACAUGUCGUCAUGUCGAUCCUCUUACUUGUUCGGAACUUUGUACCGGCUCAUGAAAUGAUUGAGCGUGGAGACUGGCAAGUGUCCCAGAUCGCACGUAACGCAUUCGAUCUCGAGGGGAAGGUAGUCGGCACUAUCGGAGCUGGACGUAUCGGUUACCGUGUGCUUCAGCGUCUCGUUCCUUUCAACACGAAAGAACUCCUAUACUACGACUAUGCUCCGCUACCAGACGAUGCUGCAAAGGCCGUCGGUGCCCGUCGGGUAGAAGACUUGAAAGACUUCGUCUCGCAGUGCGACGUUAUCACCGUCAAUUGCCCCUUACACGAGGGCACCCGCGGACUAGUGAACGAGGAACUGCUCAAGCACUUCAAAAAGGGUGCAUGGCUCGUCAACACUGCUCGUGGAGCGAUUUGCGACAAGGACGCUGUUGCAGCGGCCGUCAAAUCCGGUCAGCUAAACGGAUACGCUGGUGAUGUAUGGAACGUACAGCCAGCACCGAAGGACCACCCAUGGCGCACGAUGAAGAACCCUCUCGGAGCGGGUAACGGCAUGGUGCCCCAUUAUUCUGGUACGACUCUCGAUGCGCAACGGCGCUAUGCGGACGGUGUCCGCAAGAUUUUGGAGAACUACUUCAGUGGAGCGCCUCAGCACCCGCCGGAUAUUAUUAUUGGAAAGGCUGGCUACGAGACCAAGGCUUAUGGUCAGCGCAAGUGA
This is a messenger RNA of Fomitiporia mediterranea MF3/22, 1080 nucleotides long. RefSeq names its product NAD-dependent formate dehydrogenase. Gene Ontology annotation, molecular function: oxidoreductase activity, acting on the CH-OH group of donors, NAD or NADP as acceptor; formate dehydrogenase (NAD+) activity; NAD binding. NCBI's taxonomy places the organism in Eukaryota, Fungi, Basidiomycota, Agaricomycetes, Hymenochaetales, Hymenochaetaceae. Gene Ontology annotation, cellular component: cytosol. The record is from RefSeq and is a predicted model, not a curated record. The transcript is spliced from 11 exons. Bases 1 to 1080 code for a protein of 359 amino acids.